AUGGCAAAUGUGAAUAUCGAUCGAUUGAAAACAUUAUUUAUAUCACAUGAUCUCAUAUAUACUAUUUUGAGUAUAGCAAUCAUUUGUCUUCUUAUAUUAACCAUCGUCUAUGCUAGUUUAUGGCGUAAUAAUAAAACUUCUUUAAAUACUUCUACAUUUGAAAAUGAAAUUAUUGGUUAUCCUAUUCGUUUACCAAAUGAUGAUCAAUAUGUUCAAUGGAUCUUUUUACAAAUGAAUGAUAUUUAUGAGUUAUUACCACUUGAUGGAGGACGAAAAGGUGGUUUAGCUCGUGUUGCUUAUAUACGAAAAUUAUUAAAACAAGAAAAUUCAAAUACAUAUACAAUUCUUGCGGGUGAUCUUCUUUCUCCAUCGGCUUUAAGUUUAUCAAAAGUUAAUGGAACAGCUUUAAAUGGAAAACAAAUGAUUGCAACAAUGAAUACUCUUGGACUUGAUUUUGCAACAUUUGGAAAUCAUGAAUUUGAUUUAUCUGAAAAAGAUUUACUUAAUCGAAUGAAUGAAUCAGCAUUUACUUGGAUUAGUACUAAUGUAUUUCGUCUUGAUAAUAAUCAAACAUUUGGAUCAAGUAUUUCUUACAAAAUAAUUUCUAUUGAUACUGUUCGAAUUCUUCUCAUUGGUAUAACUAUGGAUGGAAUUGACAGCUAUGUUAGAAUUGUCAGUCGGUCAUCAUUAGUCAAUUAUAUUCAAGAAUUUUUAAGAUCAUUUUCAAAUGCAUCAUAUGAUGUACUUGUUGCUAUUACUCAUGUACCAAUGGAAACAGAUAUUCAAUUUGCUUCUAGUAUUCCACAAAUUAAUCUGAUAAUGGGUGGUCAUGAACAUGAUAAUUAUUAUUACUUAAGAGGAACAAAAUAUGUACCAAUUUAUAAAGCAGAUGCUAAUGCUUGUACCGUUUAUAUACAUCGUUGUGCUUAUAAUUUGAAUACAAAACGUUUUCGUAUUUAUAGUAUGUUAGCACAAGUGACAUCUGAAAUACCAGAUGAAGAAAAUACAGCAGCAGUAGCAAAGUAUUGGUUUAAUUUAGGUAUUGAAGGAUUUCGAAUAUUAGGCUAUGAACCAAAUGCAAUUGUAUCAUGUCUACCCGUUGAUAUUGAACUAGAUGGUAGAGCUGCAUCUGUUAGAAGUUCUAUAACACUUUUAACUGCUAUAAUAUGUGAAAGUAUGUUACAAUUAACAGAAAUAAAUAGAACAACUAUUGGAAUUAUUAAUGGAGGAGCAAUACGUAUUGAUGAUAUUCUACGUAACACAAUUACACAAUAUGAUAUUUUACGUGCGUUACCUUUUGUAAAUCUGAUUGUUGUUCUUUCUGUUCCUGGUCAAUUACUUGCUCAAAUUCUUACUACUGGUAUAUCUUUAAAAGGAAGUGGUAUGUUUCUUGCGUAUACUAGAAUAGAAACAUUAGAUGAUGGUAAAACAUGGUUACAUAAUGGAACAGAUAUAUCAAAAAGUAGUCUUUACUAUAAUGUAGUAACAAUAGAUUAUAUACGUCGUAAUACACAAUUCAACAAUAGAGAUGUUACUACAUUAUAUGAGACUAAUGUAACAUUGACAAAAUGUUUUAUGGAAUAUUUAAAAAGCAAAUAUCCUCCUUGUUAG
Molecule: messenger RNA, 1611 nt
Organism: Rotaria sordida
Lineage: Eukaryota; Metazoa; Rotifera; Eurotatoria; Philodinida; Philodinidae
Source: the annotation of a GenBank genome assembly